AUGGAGAUGAAUUCUCUGGGUGGCAGCAAGUAUCUACUGCUGAUCGUUGACGAAGCCAGUGGAUGCAUGAAGGGCUUCUGUCUACGUGUGAAGUCGGAGAGUGAAAACUACAUCACACGGUACAUCAAGAUGGUGCAAGCGCAGUUUGGCAAGAAGGUCAAGCUCGUCCGACACGACGGAGCCCGCGAGUUCACAACCAACUCGCUUCAAGAAUUCUACGAAAAUGAAGGCAUUGAGAAGCAGAAGACGGUGCCAUAUGCACACCAGACCAACUGCACGGUAGAGCGCGCCAUUCGGACUAUCGUCACAAUUGGUCGCAGCAUGCUCUACCAUGAUAAGUUGGAAAAGUGCUUCUGGGCCGAAGCAGCAAUGACGGCAAUCUACGUCAAGAACCGUCUGCCGUCGCCUAACGUUAUGCACAAGACUCCGUUCGAGAUCGUCCACAACUCCAAGCCAAGUGUCAAGCACAUGCGGGUGUUCGGUUGUCAGGUUUACAUACUGACACCGAAGGAGAAGCGGCUCAAGUGGGACCCCAAGGCUCGCACUGGGAUAUUCUUGGGCUACGAAGAAGCAUCUAAAGCGUACCGCUCCGCCUUUGGAUUUUCGCCGCCAACCACAGCUGAAGACGCCGAUGACAUUGACUUCGACUCCCUCGAUCUGGAUGAUGAAGCGCCAGGUCAAGCGCAGUACAAGCAAACAGGCAAGCGCAAGAGUCGUCAAGUGUGGACGAUGAAGAAACCGAUUCUGGCCAACCUUAAAGUGUUUGGAUGCCACGCGUAUGUUCAAGUGCCUCAAGACAAACGCGCGAAGUUCGACUCCAAGUCAUCACUCUGUCGUUUCCUGGGAUACGCCGAACACCAGAAGUCAUAUCGAUUUGAGGAAGUGUCAACAGGAGCGAUCAAGAUCAGUCGCGAUGCCACAUUCAUGGAAGACAAGUUUGAUGAAGGUCCGCGCAACUACAACGAUGAGUCAAGUGUCGUUGAGUUUGAUGAUCAUGAUGAGGACGAAGAAAAAGAAGAAGGUAAAACUGACGACGACAUGGACUCGAGCGACGAUGACAACGAAGACACCAGGUCUUCGAAGAGCAACAUCAAGAGACACACGCGCACUCAAUCACUUGAGAAAGCUACCGUCAUUCCAAGCCCCAAGCGAAGAACAUACAGAGGUCCGUCGCUUGAGCAUGUGUCAGCGGCUGCAAUGGAUUUUGAAGCAGCCUACAUCGUUGAUUCAGUGGGGAAACGCCGACUACAUUCAAGUCGGCGAUGGAAUCAAGUGACUCCGGCAAGUGGAAAGAAGCGUGUGACUCGGAGUUCGAUUCGCUUCAGAGAAACGACACGUGGGAAAUCGUGCCUCUUCCGAAAGGGCGCAAGGCCACCGGGGGCGGGGGGGUUUUUUUUUUAG
Messenger RNA from Peronospora matthiolae, 1401 nucleotides. The record is from the annotation of a GenBank genome assembly. NCBI's taxonomy places the organism in Eukaryota, Oomycota, Peronosporomycetes, Peronosporales, Peronosporaceae.